Nelumbo nucifera (sacred lotus) is the source of this 2041-nucleotide messenger RNA. RefSeq names its product plant intracellular Ras-group-related LRR protein 1-like. The record is from RefSeq and is a predicted model, not a curated record. Gene Ontology annotation, molecular function: protein binding. Gene Ontology annotation, cellular component: cytoplasm. Lineage: Eukaryota; Viridiplantae; Streptophyta; Magnoliopsida; Proteales; Nelumbonaceae.
CCCAUAGUGCUAAACUAGGGCGAUGAUAAUGUCCGCUGUUGCUUGAUUACUCCAGUCGGUCCAGAGUGCAGUGACAUCAAGUCCUUGGAUCUGCUCUAAUCAUUUUCAAUUUGAGUUCUCUGUCUUCAAUCUCUCAUUCUCUCUCUCUCUCUCACGAUGGAUCCAAACCCUAAAAAAUUCCCAAUUCUCUCCUAUGUCAUGUCCCGAAUCAAUUCUAACCUUCCCCAGCUGGGUACUAAAACCCUCGCCGGUUCCGACUCGCUUCAGUACGACGUCGAACAACCACCUAUUCCGUCCGAUGACUCAAGCUCCAGCAAAGUGGCUGGGCCGUUGACAGAGAAGAUGCCCCAUUUGAAUCACCCGAAGGUCCUCGCUUCCAUGACCCUUGCUGUCUCCGACGUUGCGCAAGCUCGAUCUAUCCUCCAAACCCUCGGGGACCGUCCCGAUCACGAGGCCGUUGAUACAGCCCGAGCCAAGAUCGCCGAGAUUGAAGCGAGGCUGUCCAAGCAGCUUGAAGAUAUCGUCUUAGCACCUCGUCCUGAUGGCGUCGAUCGACUGCAAUGGCGCUCUCAGCAGGCGGAGAAGGAGAAGGAAUGUCGACAGGCGGCAGAGAAGGAGAAGAACAUUUACAAAGCAGUGGUGCAAUUGGACGGCAUGCACGAGGCCUACGAGAAACUGUUGAAGGAUGCCGAGGAAAGGCUGGUCAGGAUUUAUGAUUCCGCCGCCGCGGCAGAGGGGCACCCGGAAGACUCUGUGCCCACGGCCGAUGAAGAAGUAAAUGAAGAAGUUGUUGGGAUCUUGCAAGAGGCGCUCGGGAAGGGAUUGGAGAGAGUGGAGCUUCCCGGGCGCCAACUAAGGUUUCUUCCGGAGGCUUUCGGAAAACUUCACGGCUUAGUUGUGCUCAACCUUUCAACCAAUCAGCUAGAGGUUAUUCCUGAUUCAAUAGCUGGGCUUGAAAAUCUGGAGGAGCUUAAUCUUUCUUCCAACCUUUUGGAGUCCUUGCCAGAUUCCAUUGGUUUGUUACUUAAUUUGAAGAUCCUAGAUGUAUCAGGAAAUAAGUUGAAGGCACUACCUGAUAGCAUUUGCCAUUGCAGAUCACUGGAAGAACUGGAUGCAAGCUUCAACGAUCUGACAUAUUUACCAACAAACAUUGGGUAUGAACUAGUUAAUCUAAGAAGGCUCUCAUGCCACCUCAAUAAGAUCCGUUCCCUACCGACUUCCAUUUGUGAGAUGACGACUUUGCGUCAUUUGGAUGUCCACUUCAAUGAGCUCCGUGGCCUGCCACAUGCUAUUGGGAAGUUGACAAAUCUGGAGGUCCUAAAUCUGAGUAGCAAUUUUAGUGACUUGAUAGAGCUUCCUGACACACUUGGUGAUCUGACGAAUCUUAGGGAACUUGACCUGAGCAACAAUCAAAUCCAUGCCCUUCCAGACACCAUUGGUCGACUGGACAAGCUAACCAAGCUAAACUUGGACCAAAAUCCACUUGUCCUUCCUCCGAUGGAGGUUGUGGCCGGAGGAGUCGAAGCUGUCAAAGAGUUCAUGGCGAAGAGGUGGAUUGAUAUCCUGCUGGAGGAAGAACAAAAGAGCAGGCUCGAAGAAAACAACGAAGCUCAGACUGGAUGGCUGACUCGUAGCACCUCAUGGUUGAAUGGUUGGGUUUCCGUUGUUUCAGAGAGUGUGACAGGAUAUUUGGGAGCUGGAGAAAGAUCUCCAAGGGACCCAUAUCUUGACCAACAAUUGUGAAUGAUCCCCAUUGACGUGCGUGUCACUAAACUUCUCUGUAGCAUGUACAGCUGAUUAUGAGAUGAAUUGGUAUGUAGAUAAGGAAAAAACACAUGUUCAAUUCCUAAAAAAACUUGCUAGGUAAAUGAUUGUUUUAACAGUUUUGCAGACUUGUUGCUUUAGAUUGAUUAGAUGCCUUCGUAAUGGCCAUAUAAUAAUAUAAAUGCUGUGCAUAUCCCAUACGGAAUUUCGAUGUGCUUUUUUUGUGUACCCUGGAUUUUUUAUUCAUGAAUGAAGGUCAUUCAAUUCAGUAUUUCCA